This is a messenger RNA of Cladophialophora psammophila CBS 110553, 1575 nucleotides long. RefSeq lists its product as uncharacterized. The record is from RefSeq and is a predicted model, not a curated record. The transcript is spliced from 3 exons. Bases 1 to 1575 code for a protein of 524 amino acids. Gene Ontology annotation, molecular function: monooxygenase activity; heme binding; iron ion binding. NCBI's taxonomy places the organism in Eukaryota, Fungi, Ascomycota, Eurotiomycetes, Chaetothyriales, Herpotrichiellaceae.
AUGGCAGGGCUUUCAUUCUCUGACCAGCUGAAGGCGCGGAUGGAUGUGGCUGAAUGGCCACACGUUUGCCCCCGCCAGAUCUACCUGUUGAUCCCGGUGGUCUUCUUGCUCGCCGUCUUCGUCUAUCGUGCAGUCUUUCACCCACUUGCCAGAAUCCCGGGACCAACCCUGGCCGCCGUGACUGGGAACUGGAGAAACUACCACUAUUUCGCCGGCACAUGGCACAAGGACAUUCUCGACCUUCACCGACGCUACGGGCGUGUAGUGCGCAUUGCUCCCAACGAAGUGUCGGUAGUGGACGCCGCCGCCCUGAAGCAGCUGUACGGCCACGGCACCAGCGCGAUCAAGACUUCCUGGUACGAUGUCUGGACCAUCCCCGGGGCCGGACCUGCGUUCUUUGCCGUGACCAACCCCCAUUUACACGGCAAGCUUCGCAAGAGAGUCAGCGCUGCGUACUCGAUGUCGGCUAUCUUGCGAUACGAGCAGUACAUUCAGUCCUGCUUGGACCUAUGCAUGUGGAAGUUCAAGACUUUUGCCGACGAGGGCCGAGUUGAGGACCUGGCCGAGUGGCUUACCGCUCUAGCCUUCGACAUCGUGGGGGAAAUCGCCUAUGGGAAGAAAUUCGGCCAUCUGAAGACCGGUAAGGACGUCUUCAACAUGCGUGGCUCCAUCGCGAAGGCCUUUUACUUGAUGGCCAACAGCGGCCACUUCUGGGGUCAACUGUUUCCCAUCAACAAUUCCCUGAUUCAAAGCAUGGCCACCAUGCUGGGGGGCAAAAAUCCAUUGGUGGAGAUGCAGAGGUAUGCCGAAGGUCGAGUCAACGCCCGCAAGCAGGGCAAAGACGAGGUCGGUCGCGAAGACAUGCUGGCUCAUUUUGUGAGGAUGAAGUCGUUGGAUGGAACAGGUCUCGCCGACCAGGGAGAGGUCCUGGUGGAAGCCAUGAACAUCAUUGGAGCGGGUGCCGAUACCACGUCCGUCGGCAUGUCUGCUUGCCUGUACUACCUCGGGAUGCAUCCCGACGCCUACAACCGCCUUCAGGCAGACGUCAACAAGUUCUACGAGUCCGAAAACUUAAGCGCCCCGAUCACCUACCAUCAAACCCAGCAGAUCCCCUUUCUGAAGGCGGUGGUGAUGGAGUCGCUGAGGCUCUUCCCAUCCAUUAUGUAUCAGCUCCUGCGCAUCUCGCCCGGGAUCGUCAUCGACAAGAAAUACAUUCCUGCCGGCUACGACAUUGGGAUUAGUCCGAUGGCUCAGAACAGGGACCAGGCCGUGUACGGGCCGGAUGCCAACGAAUUUCGGCCAGAGCGGUGGUUACAAUCGGACGAGAUUGUCGCCACAUAUGAGAGAUACAACAUGACCUUCGGUGGAAAUGGCCCUCGGACGUGUGUGGGCAAAAACAUUGCACUGGUCGAAAUUCACAAGCUCGUUGCGCAGCUCCUCUACAACUUCGACUUUGAGUUGGUGGAUAAGGAGCAUCCCUGGCAUGUCUUCACCUUUUGGUUUGCCCACACGUCGAAAAUGAACGUCCGCUUGAGCGUGCGCCCUGGAAGGAAGAUAGAACAGCCCUCUGAUUAA